UGGCGACCAUUGGUCAGUGGGAACGAGUGGCAAAUAUCUGAAAGGACGAACGUCAAGAAAGUCUGAAAUUCGAUCUAUAGAGAGAUAAAAAGAAUCAGAUUUCAAGAAGAAGAAGAAGAAGUGACUUUCGCGUUUGAUCUUGAAAGACUCAAAUGAAUCCUCAAGCUGUUUCGUGUAGCUUCGGCUUCGUUUCUGCUCCACUUGUCUCUCCCAGAAGAACAUCCCGAUUUGUUAUCCACGCCAAGUCGGAACCAUCGGAGAAAUCAGUGGAGAUAAUGAGGAAGUUCUCGGAGCAGUACGCUCGUCGCUCUGGGACUUACUUCUGUGUUGACAAAGGUGUUACUUCUGUCGUCAUCAAGGGUUUGGCUGAGCAUAAAGAUUCGUACGGUGCACCGCUUUGUCCUUGCAGACAUUAUGAUGAUAAAGCUGCUGAGGUUGGACAGGGCUUUUGGAACUGUCCUUGUGUUCCCAUGAGAGAGAGGAAGGAGUGCCAUUGUAUGCUUUUCUUAACUCCUGACAAUGAUUUCGCUGGGAAAGAUCAGACUAUUACCUCAGAGGAAAUCAAAGAAACAACAGCUCACAUGUGAGAAGAACUGAUUCAGAGAGAAAUGUAUCAUCAAUGCAUCCCUGUAAAUUGAUACCUCCAUCGUCUUCUUCUCCGUUCUUCUGUACAACUAUUUCCCUUCUCAGAUAAAUACUUUAGUAUGAUCUUGUUUUUUUUUUUGCAAAUGAUUACAAUACAAUAAUAUAAAAAAUGAUAUGACUUUAUGCCGAA
This is a messenger RNA of Raphanus sativus (radish), 775 nucleotides long. RefSeq names its product ferredoxin-thioredoxin reductase catalytic chain, chloroplastic. Lineage: Eukaryota; Viridiplantae; Streptophyta; Magnoliopsida; Brassicales; Brassicaceae. Gene Ontology annotation, molecular function: oxidoreductase activity, acting on iron-sulfur proteins as donors. The transcript is spliced from 6 exons. The coding region runs from base 153 to 587 and encodes 144 amino acids. The record is from RefSeq and is a predicted model, not a curated record.